AUGGGUAAAUUAAUGCAGCGAAGUGUCCUUUAUGUGUUUCUGGUGCUCUCUGUGAUAACUUUAACGAGAUGUGGGUUGCUAGAGGUAUCCCAGAUGCUCUGGAACAAGACGGUGUCAGGGGACAUGACGAAAAUAGGCAAGCUGGACCCGUUGAGGGUGCCUUUAAUUAAGAUUGAUCAAUCCGAGGGCGAUACCAAUUACAGAGUGAUUUUGAAGAACUUGGAGAUUAUCGGGCUUAACGGAUCGAUCUUGGAGAGUAUCCACGUCGCUCGUGGUGGACUGAAGUCCAAUCUGAGUGAAUCGGAAGCCGGAUACGUGAGUUAUAGCGAUCUCAGAGAUAUGGAUUCUAUUAGAUAUAGAUUCCACACUAUGAUAAGAGAACCCAGUGUGCCUAAGGAAAGUUUCGAAGCCGUCGUUUCGCCUGCGAAUCGAAUUGCUAAUACAAGGCCCUUUUCGCGAUAUCAGAAUACCCGUUUCGAACGAUUGCAGCAAGAUCAACACGGCGCCAGAAUAUUCGAGCAAAAUCAGCAGCAUGACCGCCGGAUUCCUUUGCGUUCUGAUGUCAUAUCUGAUGGUUCUUAUAGAGGCAAUUUGAGAUUAUCAAGCAAUUUUGAAGCAAAUUCUGGAAACGCCGAAAGUUUUAAGCGGCCAGCCUACAUUCAGCCUAUUUAUACACAGAACACGAGAGGCUUUCAAGGAUAUCACGGAAGUCUACGGAAUAUUGAAGAUACCAUUGAUUGCGAUAAUACAAAGACAUCUUCCCAGUUUAGAGGACAUCAAGAUAGUCGACAAUAUGAUCAAAAUUCCAAUGUUGGAUAUUACGGAGAACAAAUCAGGGAUGCUGAGGUUUCUGCAUCAGAAAUAGCCGAGACUAGAUUGAAAAAUCAGAAUAUAAGACCGCCUGUGUUAUAUAAUAGAGAAAAAUCUCAACGAUCAAACGUUGAGUCUUCUAGCAAAGAUAAAUCAAGAGACGUAACAAGUGAGCGAUCCGAUUAUAUCGACAUUGUUUAUGUGGAUGAUAAAACUAAUAAUAGCGUAAAACGUUUCGGUAAUCUGCGUACUGAUUCUCGAGAGAAUCUGAAAGUACACGGCAUUGAAGAUGUUAUGAAGAAUAUUCGAGAGAAUACAAAAUUUAUUAUUUACAAUUUUACGGAAGGUGAAGCUCUAAAAAAGAGAAACGACGUAGUUAACGCUGCGAUGGAAACCAAAAAAUUGAAGGAUCUAAUCAGAUAUGCGAAAAAUUAUCAAGAACAGCAAGGGUACUUCGAAGAAGGCAUGCAGCUGCUCUAUCAUUAUGGUGGAAUAAAUGUAACAAAUGAUAGCGUCUCUCAAAAUUUCAGUGAUACCAAAAGAACGAAACGAGCGCAUCCUGAAUUGACAUCUGAAGACGAUGUGAUGCAUGUGAUUUUGAGAAUACGCGUCCCGCUACUUCGAGUGAAGUCUCAAUACACGCUUAUGGGAAAAGUAGGAAAGGAGAUAUUACAUGGGAAUGGUCUACUCGCUGGGAACUUUACCGAUGUAGUGGGCGACUUCACGCUGGAACUGAAGAAGGUUAAUGAAGAAUUGAUAAUAGUUCGUGGUGCUAGAGCGAAGCUAUCUGUAAAAGAUAAGAAAAUCAAUCUUCAAGGUAUGGACGAGAAGGGACCUGUGCAAACUAUUCUCAGUUAUGGUUUAACAGCUGCGGAGGCAGUCGCCGCAAUGCUCGCCGACGACUUCGCGACCAAGGGACUUAGUGAGAGAACGGCUGACGCAUUGGUCUACAAGAUGUACAAGGAUUUCCCAGUCAAUUAA
Cyphomyrmex costatus is the source of this 1791-nucleotide messenger RNA. RefSeq lists its product as uncharacterized. The coding region runs from base 1 to 1791 and encodes 596 amino acids. The transcript has 6 exons. Lineage: Eukaryota; Metazoa; Arthropoda; Insecta; Hymenoptera; Formicidae. The record is from RefSeq and is a predicted model, not a curated record.